AUGUGCCAUAACACGCCGAACUGGGUGGAUGUCCUCCCUACAGUACUACUCGGGUUACGCACCCAUUUACGUAUGGACACAAAAGCCUCUCCGGCCGAAUUCUUGUACGGUACGGUAUUACGGAUUCCGGGAGAAUUUUUCCUCGAGGAAGAUUUUACACCGGAUCCCCAAAUCUUUGUAGACGACUUUCGACAGCACAUGCGUCAGGUGAAGCCGGUACCAGUGGCACACCAUUAUAAAAAGCGCGUUUUCCAAUUCAAGGAAUUGUCGAAGUGUUCGCAUGUCUUCCUCCGUAAGGACGCGGUUAAAAAGCCCUUAGAGCGGCCGUAUUCGGGCCCCUUUAAGGUACUUGAUAGGACAUCGGAUAAAGUCUACAACAUAGAAAUUAACGGCAAACCCACGGCCGUAUCAAUUGAACGGCUCAAGCCGGCUCACUUUAUACCGGACGACAUUCCAAUCGCUAACGAUUCAUCCUCUUCCGACGCUACGGACAAGCCUGCCGCUUCGACAAGCGCUUCGUCCGAUACAGUAAAAACCUAUUCUGGUCCAAAGAAAAAAGUACAAAUUAGACUAGAUAAGAAUACG
Messenger RNA from Vollenhovia emeryi, 585 nucleotides. RefSeq lists its product as uncharacterized. The transcript has a single exon. NCBI's taxonomy places the organism in Eukaryota, Metazoa, Arthropoda, Insecta, Hymenoptera, Formicidae. The record is from RefSeq and is a predicted model, not a curated record. The annotation marks the transcript as partial.